This is a messenger RNA of Malus domestica (apple), 1435 nucleotides long. Its product is annotated as jasmonate-induced oxygenase 2. The record is from RefSeq and is a predicted model, not a curated record. Lineage: Eukaryota; Viridiplantae; Streptophyta; Magnoliopsida; Rosales; Rosaceae.
CAAACUACAAAGCAUCGAAAACUUGAACUCCAAACUAUUAAAAACACCAUGAGUUGCCCACAGGAUUGGCCAGAGCCAAUAGUCCGAGUACAAUCCUUAUCCAACAGCCCCGUAGUCCCAGAUCGAUACAUCAAACCCCCACCUGAUAGACCCACCUAUAUCCCAUCAUCCGAUAUUUCUGAUCAUGCCAACAUCCCAGUUAUUGACUUACAAGGCUUAUCCGGCGAAGACGAUCGCCUGCGUGCCGCCACGCUUAGCCAAAUCUCCGAGGCCUGCCGUGAGUGGGGAUUCUUCCAAGUGGUGAACCACGGCGUUAGCCCGGGACUGAUGGACAAAACCCAACAGGUUUGGCGGGAAUUCUUCCACUUGCCGAUGGAGUUGAAACAGGCGUAUGCCAACUCACCAAAGACUUAUGAAGGGUAUGGGAGCAGGCUUGGAAUUGAGAGAGGCGCCAUUCUUGACUGGAGCGAUUACUAUUUCCUUCACUAUCUUCCGUCGUGCUUAAAGGACUACAACAAGUGGCCUGCCCUCCCUGAUUAUGGAAGGGAAGUAAUAGAUGAGUAUGGAAAGGAGGUAGUGAAGCUUGGUGGGAGGAUAUUGAAGGCUUUGUCACUAAACCUUGGAUUAGGAGAAGACUUUCUUCAAAAUGCAUUUGGUGGCCAAGACAUUGGGGCAUGUCUAAGAACUAACUUCUAUCCAAAGUGCCCCCAGCCUGACCUGACCCUUGGCCUGUCGUCGCACUCGGACCCCGGCGGAAUGACCAUUUUGCUCGCCGACCAACAAGUCCCAGGUCUACAAGUCCGGAAAGAUGACGCUUGGAUCACUGUGAAACCAGCUCCACACGCUUUUAUUGUCAAUAUUGGGGAUCAAAUUCAGGUCUUAAGUAAUGCAACGUACAAGAGUGUAGAGCACAGGGUCAUCGUAAACCCAGCUAAAGAGAGACUCUCGUUGGCCUUCUUCUACAAUCCGAAGAGCGACAUACCCAUUCAACCGGUGAAGGAGCUUGUAACGCCGGACAAGCCUGCACAAUAUUCUCCUAUGACGUUCAAUGAAUACAGGCUUUACAUAAGAUUGAAUGGCCCUCGAGGAAAAUCUCAAGUCGAAUCUUUAAAGUCUCCACGAAAUACAUUGUGACAUUAAUUAAUUUUCUUCACCACAAAAAUUACAUGAAUGUAUGUAACGAUAUCUUUGUAUUGCUUCCUUUGAGCUAAUUGUACAUCUUGUAAUCAUGAAAGGAUGAGAAUAUGGUCAAAGUAUAGUGAAAAAAAUUGAUUAAUUAAAGAAAAUGAUUGGAGCUAGCCAGAAAUCAUUGUAUUAAUAUUGCUGAAUGUUUAUGGGUCUACAAGGAUUCAAAUUGCAUCAAUGACAAUUGACAAGGAUAAUUUGUCUUACUUUGGGGCAACAAUAAAAUACUUCGACACACAUGAUAUAUUUA